AUGGAUAUCACUAAUUGUUAACAUCCAAAUCAUGAUUCUUAACGCAUCAAAUAUGUUUGUGUUGAUCCUUAAUGUUCUAUUCCAAAGAAAAUAGGUAUUAUAUAUUUGAAAUUUAAGGUUGUGCUGAUUGUUUUCUUGAUGAUCAUAUCACUCAUAUUAGAAAAACAACUACUCAAUUCAAAGAUUUUGUAAAUGAAUCUAUAUUACAAAUUAAUGCAAUUGAAUUCUAAUAAGCUACCAAUUCACCAUAAAAGGAUUUAACAAAAGAAAUUGAUGGAGAAUUAGACAACUGCAUUGAAUGUAUUAAAUUAAAAUUCAAUACAAUUAAAGGAGAUCUAAAAGGACAAAUUGAUAAUGAUAUCAUCAAAAUGUAAGAUAAUUGUGCUUAAUUUUAAUAAAAUAUGAAUAAUGAACUUCAACCUUUUAGAACAACAAUCAAAAAUGAUUUACAUAUUCUAAAUUAAAAUGAAAUAAAUUCAUUAGUUAAAUUUUAUUAAGAAGCACCUAAAAUAUAAAAACAUUAUAAUAAAGCUGUAGAAUAAAUAUAAGAAGAAAAAUAAAAGAUAAAAUAAAAAAAAUAAAAAUACUUAACAAAAAUGCGUAGUAUUAUGCAAAUAUUACUAAAGGAUUUCAAUGAAUUAAUGACAACUAAAAAUGUAUAAUAUGAUGAUUACUGUGAUUAUGAAACACCUUAAAAAUAAGUUAUGUCACCUAACAAAAUGAUUAAUCUAGUAGAAACAGCACGUUCUUCAAGAAGGUUUCCUAUGUCACAAAUAUAAAAAAAAUAAUUCUUAUCUGCUGUUACUAAAAAGUUGGAAUGA
Paramecium pentaurelia is the source of this 821-nucleotide messenger RNA. The record is from the annotation of a GenBank genome assembly. NCBI's taxonomy places the organism in Eukaryota, Ciliophora, Oligohymenophorea, Peniculida, Parameciidae.